Encephalitozoon cuniculi GB-M1 is the source of this 1740-nucleotide messenger RNA. RefSeq lists its product as uncharacterized. The record is from RefSeq and is marked provisional. NCBI's taxonomy places the organism in Eukaryota, Fungi, Microsporidia, Unikaryonidae. The transcript has a single exon. The coding region runs from base 1 to 1740 and encodes 579 amino acids.
AUGAAUCAAAGGGAUACUCUGUGGAUAUUAACUGCUGUACUUAAUGCAACAAACUGCUCCAUGCAAUUAGAACACAGUUCUUCUUUCAUACUGAGGCCUAACAAUCAAGUGGUGGUGUUCCCAUUCAUCUUCAGAGGGUGUAAUAUUGCUGUGCUACCAACAGCAAAGCACAGCGACUUGAGGAGAAACCCCAAACGCAUGGAAGACUCCGAACCUCUCUUCUGUAAUAUUUCUCAUAUAAUAUGGAGUUUCACAAUUGGUGGUGUGGCAUACAAAGACGAUGAUCGGUUUAAGAGGUUGUUCAGUGAAAGAAUGGAAGGCUAUUUGAAGGACAUAUCUUCAAAUACAUCAAAGGUGUACAUGAAAGGAAACAAGACCUUCAGUGAGUUUUUGGAGGCAGUGUAUAAAAGGAUAUUCCAAUGCGAUGGAAAGCGGGGUGGACAUGUAAUGAGGUACGGAGAGGAUGUUAUGAAAGAAAUCGGUGGGAUGAUGGAAAAUGCACCUCCUGAACUGUCCGAAGAAGAAAAAAGGCAGCACCAAAGGCUUUGGGGUAACAUUAAGAAAUAUACAGAGUAUCUUUAUAAUAUAGAAAGACUGAAACAUCUAAUUGAGGUAGAGAAGAUGGUAUGCGAUGCGUGCAAGGAGAUCUGCCUUGGGUUGAGGGAGGAGGAGCUGAUGGGAUUGUUAGCCGAGGGAAGAAUGAGAAAGUCUUUGAAAAUGAAGCUUGGCGAUGAGGAGGCCGGUAAGAAGGGAUACUUAGAAUAUGCUAUUGUUAAUGACGAGAUCUUAUUGGAUGCACACAGAGAGUAUGGAGGAGAGGUUACAAAGGAGUUGGUCAUGCAGAUGCUGCUGGGGAAGAAGGGAGAGGAGAUAGACAAGAGAUAUAUCAAUAAGGUUGCAAAUAUGAUCAAGGAAAGGCAGAGAAGAAGAGAAAGAGAGAUAGAAAAGAGAGUGAAAAAGCUGCUGAGGGACGAGGAGAAGGCAAAGGGCAGGAAGGAUGGGAAGAAGAAGAGUGUGAAUGUUUCUGAGGUCAAGGAAGAGGAGAGCGAGACAGAAGAGGUGGAGGCAGGUGAGGAGGCGGAGAUGCCGUCCAUGGAGAUUGGAGGAGCACGCAGGAAGACGGGGAAGAAGAGCAGGGGUGGUCGGAAGCGCUACAAGAUUCACAAAAGAGUUUCCCGAUGGAGAAAGAGCCCAGAGAAGAUCAAGGAGGAGUGGGACAGGGAAAGCGAGGAGAGGUGGAGGGGAAGGUCUCUUGAAGAGAUCAAGGAGCAGAAGGUGUUCCAUGACAUAGCGGGUGUGCUGGAACUUCUCAGGAGUGAAGAUGCAGACAAGUUCUUUAUAGAUACAGGAGAGUACACCAAGGGCGGGAGUUCUCGGGGCCGUCUGGUGGCAAUUGGGGUUCUUGAGAGCGGAGAGAAGAAGAUGCUAGGAGUGGUGGAGGUUGGGACGUUCAAGGACUCUCCUAGUGGAUGCCCAGUUGUGUACCACCUGAUGUUCCGGGUUACAGGGAUAGAGGAGAUAGGAAGUGUUAUGAGCCCAGAGUUUGCCGAGGCCAAUGAUAUUGAGAAGAUAGAUGAGGAUAAGGAAUACCAGGAUAUGGGCAAGUUUGUAUAUCCAAAGGGUACAGAGUAUGAGAUAGUGAGGAGGGAACAGUCGUUCCAGAUAGUGUGGGGGAAUCCAUUUGACACCUCUGAGGUUCUCUGCCGUCUCACGAUUCAGUGCAGGCCAUGUGUGAUCUGA